Hibiscus syriacus is the source of this 883-nucleotide messenger RNA. Its product is annotated as 36.4 kDa proline-rich protein-like. NCBI's taxonomy places the organism in Eukaryota, Viridiplantae, Streptophyta, Magnoliopsida, Malvales, Malvaceae. The record is from RefSeq and is a predicted model, not a curated record. The transcript has 2 exons. The coding region runs from base 129 to 668 and encodes 179 amino acids.
UUCUUCUUCUUCUUCUAGGGCUUCUUUGUUCGUCUUCCUUGUUUGUAUAUAAUCCCCACUUGUCUACAAUAAUUUUUAAACAUUUCAACUCGUCUCUUUCCCUUUUCUCUCUUUGGGUUUGAAAAUAAAUGGAGUCCAGCAAAAUAUCAGCUCUGCUGCUAAUUUGCAUGCUUUUCAUUUCCUCGGUGACUCCAAUUCUCGGGUGCCGUUCUUGUGGGAAGGCACCACCAAAGCAUCGAAGGCACAAGGGCAAGUCCCCUAAAGGUCCCAUCACUUUGCCUCCCAUUGUUCCUAAACUCCCUCCGGUUCAGCUCCCUCCAAUUGUGAAGCCACCCAUCCACCUUCCUCCGGUGACUACCAAGCCACCAAGUGGGAAAGGAAAACCCCGUCCAUCGCCACCAACCAAGGACACUUGCCCUAUUGACACGCUGAAACUGGGUGCCUGUGUGGAUCUGCUGGGAGGGUUGGUGCAUAUCGGUCUUGGUGACCCGGUGGUGAAUCAGUGCUGUCCGGUUCUUGCAGGACUUGCUGAGCUCGAAGCUGCCGUCUGCUUGUGCACAACUCUCAAGCUCAAGGUUCUCAACCUUAAACUCUACGUGCCAUUGGCUCUGCAGCUCCUCGUCACUUGUGGAAAAACACCCCCACCUGGAUACACUUGCUAUCUCUAGAACCAAGGUUGGUAGAUUGAUCACAUCGACAUGAGAGGAUGUCAAGCUUUCUCUUUAUUCCUUUCUCAACUGGAGUACUGCAAAUCUAAUGCAGUUCUUAUUUGUAACACCAUUUUUUAUCCACUUUUCUUUUUUAAAAGAUUGUUGCAAUUCGCAAGUGUGUUUCUGUAUCUCUUUCAAAGGAUGCCAUCAAGAUAGUACUAAUCUUUGUUCAU